Molecule: messenger RNA, 918 nt
Organism: Penicillium riverlandense
Lineage: Eukaryota; Fungi; Ascomycota; Eurotiomycetes; Eurotiales; Aspergillaceae
Product: putative gamma-cysteine synthetase regulatory subunit
Exons: 1
Coding region: 1-918 (305 amino acids)
Biological process (GO): glutathione biosynthetic process
Cellular component (GO): glutamate-cysteine ligase complex
Molecular function (GO): enzyme regulator activity; glutamate-cysteine ligase catalytic subunit binding
Source: RefSeq, a predicted model, not a curated record
AUGAAAGGCGGCCGUCCGUCCGUCAUCCGCCAGCCACCGACCCAGAAAUCCAACAUCGAGCUCAUCAACUCGUUGCACUCCAACUUCCUUGCCUCGCAACAGCCCGACACGAACGGCGAAUCAGAUACCAACGGCAGCACCAACGGAUCUCAUUCCCCAUCCUCCACCGCCUGGACCCUCCAGGCCGACGACGCCCUCUACAUCCCCGCUCUCGAUUUCUCGCAGCCCGGCCUCGCGGAGGAGCGCGACCAGUACGACAUUACGGUGAAACUGUUCUAUCUACCGGGCAUACCUGCGUCAAGACGCUGCGCGCAUACAAGGGAGGCGAUUGAUUUGGUAUUGAAGGAACUACAUGUGAAAUCGAUUGAUCUGCUCAUCGUGUCGUUUCCCGGUAUCUUGUUCGAUGCCGAUGAUGACAGCGAGGAAGAGGAGAGCAGUUCCGAUAAAGAGGCUGAUGACUUUGACAGCAUGGUGCAGACAUGGCGGGUCCUGGAGUCAUUGCAGGAGAAGGGCAUGAUUGCGCAGCUGGGCGUGGCGGAGUUUGGCAGUGAGCGGCUAACACGGUUCCUGCCUCACACCAAGGUCAAGCCCUCGGUCGACCAGAUCAAUCUCAAAGACUGCUGCGUGGUGCCCAAGUCCCUGAUCCUGUAUGCCAAGCAGGAGCACAUCCAGCUGUUGACUCAUAACGACUGCAAUGAUAUUCUCCCCGUCGGCACCAUCCGCGAGCUUCUCGGGCCUGCCGACAAAGGUGCCGGUAUUCUGGCCUCUUCGCCAGACGCAAAAGACGGCAUCCAGGGCGACGUCGAGCCACAGUGGGUUGUCAAGUACACGGCGGUGGUCAAGGACCGCGGUGUGGUCGAGAACAAGGGAUAUUUCGCUUUGGCGGAUGUCGGCACAUGCGUCAAGCCCCGGUCAUAG